Messenger RNA from Anopheles maculipalpis, 2589 nucleotides. RefSeq lists its product as uncharacterized. Lineage: Eukaryota; Metazoa; Arthropoda; Insecta; Diptera; Culicidae. Bases 1 to 2589 code for a protein of 862 amino acids. The record is from RefSeq and is a predicted model, not a curated record. The transcript has 2 exons. Gene Ontology annotation, molecular function: chitin binding. Gene Ontology annotation, cellular component: extracellular region.
AUGAAACCGUGUCAGAUGAAGCUUAUGUGCUGUGUUUUUAGUGUAUUACUGAUCCUAACAUCAGCGCAGCAUCCCAUACAGCAGGGAUGUCCUGAAGCAACUCGUCCCCAUACCGCUCGCUGCGAUCAAUUCUUCCGCUGUGCAUUACUGCCCUCUAAAAGAGCUGUUUGGAUAACGACACAGUGCAAAAAAGGAUUAAUCUAUCGACAUAAUCUGAGUGCCUGCGUAGUGCCUGAUAACGAUUGGGAGUGCGAUUUAUCGACGGAAUUUGAACCCAAUCAAAGCGAGGAAAAUUUUUAUGGCAUCAACAAUCUUCAUCAGCAGGCCUUUCCCCCCAGUCGAACACCUCCCGCUACGCUGUCAAACAUCAAAACCGGGGUGACUGACACCAAACGAACACAGUACCAAUUUCCAUCGAUUGCCGGAGAUGAUCGACAGGGAAUCCUCAUUAUGAUGAACGACGAACUAAACAAUCGAACUCGUAUAAGAAGCACGGGAUCGUUAACGGAUGAUUCGGAUGCCAGCGGGGAUGGUAGCUCAGAGAGAAUUAUUGAAGAGACCGAUACAGAUACGCUAACGGACAAUGGGACGGUUGUUAAGUCAUAUAGCGUGGAGGAUUCUUUCGUUAAUAAUGAACGACUCCCUCCAAAACCCUUGAGCCGUUUCGGCACGUCACAGCUCAAUCCAGCCGCCAUUCCGGGAUUCGCCAUGCAAGGGGGUGGUCAAAACCAUAAAGUGAAGCUACCAUUGCCACCGAACGGAAAAAUUCAUCCUGAGCAUCUAACACAAAUUAUUAAUCAGCAGAAGCAAUUAAAUCGAUUCGCCACGCAAAUUAAACAACGUGUAGAUCCGAUCGGCAGUUCAGGCGCUUUUUCUGCAUAUACCAAUAAUAUGAUUUUUUCACAAAAUCCAGCACUUCUGCUGAACAAUUACCUUAACAAUGUGGCGGCCCAAAAACCACAUCUGUUCGAUUCGGAAGGUGAUAAAAUGUUCAAAGGAAAAGAGCCAUAUGUGUCAGAGGACAUCAUAAAAAGCAUACUGCAAAUUUCGCAGCAAAUGAUUGCUAAUCAACAAAAAACAACACCAACAAAACCUAUCCCGGAACCGGUGAUGAAACCGAUUUAUCUUCCGCUUUCGGUAGGGACCACAUCUUCUAAUACUGUUUCCCCAGCAGUGACGGAAUAUGAUACCCCUGGCAAACAGAAAAUCACCACCACGUUCAACACGAAACCGAUCGGCAUUACUUUCACCAAUCCCUACACCUUGGGCCAUACGGCUGUGUAUGAUAAUCUUCGCAAUCAGCUGUUGAACGAAUCGACGUACUACAAUUCAUUCCUACCAACAUUGUACGAUGUCUACGGCAAUCGAUUCGUCCCAAAGGAUUCAUAUGUUCAAAUGAUCUCACAGAGUUAUCCCCAGUACAACACGUACAUGGCCAAUGGUCCGUCGCCAUCAUCACUUUUGAAUAUGCAACCCGUUCCUACCUACCCUAGCGUCGUUUCGCCUUACGUUUCUCCUUCACAGGGUUCCAUGGUCAGUAGUGAACCAUCGUUUUUGUAUACCCAUCACACCAACUCUCCUUCAUUACAUCAACAACUGCAAAACCACGUGGUGGACGGAUACAAAGUCACGAGUAAUGCGAUUGAUCGUUUUGAAUCCUCGGAGCUGGUGGAAUCUAACGAAAACGAUGCAAACAAUAGUGCGGACAGUGAUCAAACAUUAGUGUCGGAUGAAGCAUCAGAUGAAUUGGGUCAACUUGAAGCAAACGAGUCGCUAAACGAUUCAAAUACCACAUUCACACAGAAACCAUUUGGUGUGGGAGAAAUGCCAACGGAUUAUACCCAGUAUAAGGAUAGCAUAAUGCCUCUGCUAGAUGCACAUCCUAGUGAUGUACGGAUUUCAGUUGUAACUUGCACGCUUGGCAGCCGAGAACCGAACAAGACCGAUUGCUUUAAGUACUUUGUGUGCAAUCCCCAAAAUGGGGCGUUCCAAUCAUUCACCUGCCCCUCGUUUACGGCAUUCAACAAAGACACCCGACUAUGUGACACUGCAUCAUAUCAGGCGUGUAAAUCCCAACAAACUCCUACCACAACACCAACCUCUGUGAUACGGUACAAAGGUUCAGCAGGUCUCUCAAACGUACAUCUCAUGAAAAACGAUUUGCUGACCGCCCAAAAGUAUGUGGAACUGGUGCGCCAGGAGGCGAACAAAUUGCUGACUCGAAAUAAUAUGCCACUACCGGCCGAGCAAACAGUCAUACUUCCAGUAUUGGAAACAGUCAGCACUACCGAGUUACAGAGUCUUAAACCGUCCGCAAAGGUGCGACGAAAGUCGUCCUCCAAGCACGCCACAAAGAUGACUACAUCGACAACUACCACCACAACGAUCGCACCCACAGCUAAACGAUCGAAAGCACAGCGAAAAGGACCACGAUGCCGUGCCGAAGGUCGUAUUGCGAAUCCACUAGAUCAGCACAGUUACUACGUUUGUCACCGGAGAAGUCAGAAAAAGUUUGUUAAAAUGAAAAUGUCCUGUUCAUCCGGCCUGAAGUAUUGUGUUGCAUCGCAAUACUGUUCUUCGCACUGUUGA